CGUUCGAAAACCAUACGUGUAUAAUACUGGUAUGGUGUGAGAUGCCGGUACGUAUUUUGAUAUUUACUUUUUGAUAAAAUUUCGAUAAAUCGUCUUUUUCGGUGAUAUAAAUGGUGUCUACUCCAUGAAUCUACACAAGAGGUGGAGAAGAAAACUUAAUAAUAGGGAAAGCCAAGAAAUGCCGUACAGGAUAUAAAAGAGAAUGAAAGAAAACGUACAGAUAAAAGAUGGCAAGAUCUGUCGGUGGCUCCUCCGUCACUGUUACUUUUGCCUUCGAGAUAUUCGAACGGAAACCUUCCCUGUACUAACACGACGACAACCUACAGGAAACUUAUAAAACCUAGAGAAAUUCCACAAAGGUGUUGCUAUAGAACAGCUCUUUAUUUAACACGAGCAGAUAUGGACGAGCAAGGAUCACAUUGCACUGUUUGUGAAGAGCAGUACAACGAUCAAAGAAAUCCCCGAGCACUGAGCUGUGGACACUCCUUCUGCUCUACUUGUCUCAACCAGCUCUUCGUACAGAACAGCAGACUUUGUCCGGAAUGCCGUGCCUACAUCAGAACUGCCUCUGUCAAUGACAUUCCUGUAAACUACGCGCUGCUCAGGCUGGUUCGGGCCCAGGCAGCUCAGACACCGAAGCCGGCCCCAAAACCUGACUUGGAUCCGAAUGGCGGAGAGUGUCAAGCUCAUGGAUCCAUUAUGUUCUUCUGGUGUGUCAAGUGUUUCACUUGGGUGUGCCGCGACUGCCUGGUGGUGGACCACCCUGAGUCUCCACGGGGCACAUGCGUGAUCAAGGCCCCCAAACAAGCGACGGAAGACAUGAUACAAACCGAGAAUCGGAAAGUCACGGGCUUGAUUUUAGAUAUCGAGAGAAUAAUUAAGAUGAUGGAAUCUGGAAAACUUCGUCUAGAAAAUCAGAAGAAACAGAUUGAAAAUAAUAUCACUGCUUUGCGAACCCAGAUUGUAACAUUGGAGACCUCUUUUCAGGGUUAUACAGCCAAAGAGCAAGAAAUCAGUAAGAAUGUGGCAGAUAUGAAGACUUGGAUCCUAAAGCUACAGGAAUCCAUGGUCCAAACAGCUAAGGCUGUAACGCCACAAGAAGCUAAGGAUAUUCUCUGCGAUGUGUCUUCCUCCAGAAAAGAUCUCGAAGAGGAAAUUGAAAAUAAAAGGAGGCUUGUAGGUACAUUCAGCUAUCAAGGAUACAUUUUUUAAAAUGCACCUCAGAUUAUAUAGUGUAAUGGAUUAGUAAACACUACUUUUAAAGCCAUUAUAUUUGUUAUAUUUAGAUUCAAUGAAAAGGAAAACGUGUGGUUCAAGGUUUGGCUACUACUUCGAGUAAAGUCAAAUUCUUGAUCCAUAGUGGACUUGCAUGUCAAAGUCUAGGAAUGGUAAGCCUAUAUUUUUUCUUGCUGCAUCACUAACGGCAGUAUUUAUGCUCUAAAUAAGAAUAAUAAACUAAUAAAAAAUACUAGUUUUAUGUAAUCCAUUGUAGAUAUAGGUAGCUUAUUUGCUAAUUGGAGAAACUGAUUAUAUAGAAAUUGUCAGUAUACCUACCUGUGCUUUUAUGUAUAUAUACUGAGACAGAUAAAUUUGUGUGUGUGUGUGUGUGUAUAUAUAUAUAUAUAUAU
Messenger RNA from Penaeus indicus, 1628 nucleotides. RefSeq names its product E3 ubiquitin-protein ligase TRIM65-like. The record is from RefSeq and is a predicted model, not a curated record. Lineage: Eukaryota; Metazoa; Arthropoda; Malacostraca; Decapoda; Penaeidae. The transcript is spliced from 2 exons. The coding region runs from base 400 to 1212 and encodes 270 amino acids.